Messenger RNA from Spirometra erinaceieuropaei, 36766 nucleotides. Lineage: Eukaryota; Metazoa; Platyhelminthes; Cestoda; Diphyllobothriidea; Diphyllobothriidae. The record is from the annotation of a GenBank genome assembly.
AUGAAUGAGGCACGUGUUCUCAGGUCAAACCUUUUCAAUUCCGAUCUCAAAGCCGUUAUGAACUGUUGCUACUACUACUACUACUACUACUACUACUACUACUACUACUACUACUACUACUACUACCACUACUACUACUACCACUACUACUACUACUACUACUACUACCACUGCCAGUACUUAGAUUCGAGCUUUUUCGUCCAGCUGAAGGUUUACAGGUUUGAAAUACUAAGGCAAAGUAUAAGUCUGCCCAUAGUAGUCAAAUUGCAUUUGCCAGUCCAGGCUAGGCAAAUCUCAUCCAGCGUUAGGGCAUUUACGUUUGCCUGAGAGUAGCCAAACUUCUUAGAAAUCACGAUUUUGAGCCUAUUGAAGAAAGAAUUUCAUCUCUUUCCUCAGACAAAGCCUUCCAUCAUCUCUGCUUGGCUAGCCUGAUGCACACACUGGAGCAUUGGACUGGAGCAAUAGACGAUGGUCAUAUUGUGCAUGUUACUCUCAUUGAAUUAAAUAAUGUCGUCGAUUGUGUGCCGCUGCGACGUCUAUGUGAGGAGAGCGUGCCGGAAUAGGUAGAAGACUUUUUCGGCAGAUGUGGUUAUGUAGCCGCACCUGAGAUAAAAUAACCCCAGCCACCUGUAACACGGGACCGGUGUUAAUAGGGUUUUUUUCAGGUGGGAUCAGAGUACGCACAGGCGACGAGGUCAAGUAAAUAUAUGCGAAAAAAAGCUAUUGGGAAUGCGUGAAUUUACUUGGAGUAGUUGACAAAUAGUUGCCCUAAACCCUAACUCUAACCUCGGACCUUAACGCCUAACUAUAACCCAUAACCCUAACCCCUAACCAUAGCCGCUUACUCUGGCCCUAACCCCUAGCCCUUAAUCGUCUACCAAACGCUCCGCACAAGGCUCGAGUCAGCUCAGACGGGGCCUAUAGGAGGGGUGAAAAAGGGUCGGAUGUGAUUAUGUAGCCGCACCUGAAGUAAGCAAACCCCAGCCACCUGUAAUACCGGACCGGUGGUAAUAGGGGGUUUUUACAGGUUCGGCCAGGAAAACCACAGGCGACGAGGUCAAGUAAUUGUGCGCAAAAGAAAAGCUAUUGGGAAUGCACGCUUUUACUUUGACUGGUGGAGAAAUAGAUACUCUACCCCUAAACCUCAACCCAUAACCCUAAGCCCUAACUCCAUGACCCUAGCCCUAACAUCUAACCCUAAGUCUCAAAGACAACCCUAUCCCUUUAACCCUAACCCUUAGCCGCAGUACUAAACACUAACUCUGAAACAUCCAACGCGAAAGUUCAAAGGAGACGACAGGCCAAAAAUCAAGAAAGCCCACCGGUAUUGGGUCAAAAAUGAAGACACGGCAACAAAGAAUCCAGACCGCCAACAGAACAGCAACGCCACAGCAGCACCAUGCCAACGUACUUAAUUAAUUAGGAAUGUUAACAGUAUUGUGUCCAUCGGUGCGGCUAUAUAACCACAUCUUACUGACUUCUUGGUCGGCUGGUAGGUCACAGUUCGUUCGUUUUAGCGGUCAGUACUCAUCGGAACUGACGACAGAUAAAGGCGUUCUGCAAGGUCUCGCACUUAGUCCUACCCAUUUUGCCGUAUUCAUCGAUGAUUGGGCCCUAGAGUUGGACUGUGGAGCCGCAAUGUCUGCUGAUGGUUUAACGUUUUUGACGCAUUAUCAGAACCGAGGUUCAUGAAGAGCAGUUGCAUGAAUCUCUAUGUCGACUCGAAAGUGAAGCAAGAGUCGCCUCCUUCAGAUCGACAAACGUUGACCUUAUAAAGGUCGGAGCAGAACACGCUAUCCAAAUUACACUUCGCUUCAGAAAGAAAAGCGCGGAAGAACUUGGGCGUAUGAAUCACAGCUGCCCUUAAUCCACCUUUGAACCGUUCAAUGGUCAGAGGUUUUGCAAUAUCAGCGCUGGCCCAUAUUAAACGCGCCUUCGCUAGCUUUGGCGAGGAGGGCUUUGCAAAGGUACACAGAAAAUCUGUGCAGCCAAAAUUAGAGUGCGCUGUCAAGUCGUGGAAACCACUGGCUAUGAAGGGUAACAAUAUUCUCUGAAGGAUCCAACGGCGUGCAGUUAAGUUGCUUCGAAGACUACGUUCUUUGCCAUACGGAGAACAACUUUCAAAUCCGAAUCUUUCCCUCAAAGUUAAAGGCGAAUAUGGGGGAACCUUAUACUGACCUUCCGCAUCUUCCGAGGUCACGACUGCAGCCUUGGUUGUUCACCACAACCAACCUACGCAGACACCCCCUUAAAAUGUGCGCGGCUACAGGCUAGGAAGUGUCUCUUAGCGCGCAGGUCCGUAGAAGAGUGGGCGGCCCUGCCGCCACGCACUGCAGUAUCAACUGUCGAUGAAGUAUUCAGGAAGAACUGUGCAUUAAAUCCAGAAUCACUGUAUUUCUAGACGUCAUGUCCGCAUAUACAAGUUCAUACUUAAAAUGGUUGCCAAGCUCGCCUAUACUGUUCUUCGGGGUGAUGAUCUUCGAGGCCCUUAACAGUUAUUCUUCGUUAUGCUUCCUGACAAAUGGCAUUUCGGUUAGCGGGGAAAACUGAUGAUCACCUCACUGUAUCUCAGAUUAGCGUAUACCUCCUUCAGGUACAUAUACAGUAUGGGACCUACCCUAGGAAACGCGUUGGUGAAAAGUAAGAAGAUCUAUUUAAGACACAAAAGUGUUACGCACUUUUUGUUCGCCUAGAUCGUUCCGAAGUGUCCUUUUUAGAUGCAAAAUAAGUCUAUCGGUAAUUUUAUUAGUCAAAUGUUUACGUAUUUGAACAGAAAAUAAGUUCGCCAGGGCAGGCCUCUACUGACGGUGUCUUGGUUCACAACUUGUCCUCUCAUCGUUUUACUCAGCAACAACUAGCGGUUUUAUCCAAUGACAUGAAGUUCUGCACAAGAGAUGCUCGACCAGAAGACUUUAUUGCAUCCUUUGAGUCAGCGCUCCAGAAGUAUAAGGCUGGCGAGGAGAGCAAAAACGCCAUGCGACAACAAGUGUUGACCUUACUCCUCCAACACAAACGCCAGAUGACGAUUUCUAAAGCAGACGAUCGACAGCUUCUGAAGAUACAAAAAAUAAAGGAUAUCGUCGCCCUACCCGCCGACAAGGGCUGCUCGACUGUCUUCAUGGAUAAGGCUGAGUACUGCACAAACUAGGCAACCUCAUUAUGGAUAAGGAAGUUAAUGCGCCAUCGACUGUCAAGGGGUUCAAAAAGCUCGUAAACAGCAUAAACAAGACGAUCAGCAAGCUGAGGAAGGCGGGCGCUCUUACUAGAAGCGAAGCGCUGGCCGCAAAAGCCAGCAAUAUCGCAAUGGUGCGCUUCUACGACCUACCAAAGAUCCACAAGGCGGGAGUGCCGUUACGCCCCAUCGUCCCCUUACGUGGGAACCCCAACCUUUGGGCUGUCAAAGUGGCUGUACCAGCGGCUUUGUUUCCUUACCAAGGAUUCAGAGUGGACAGUGAAAUAGGCUGAAGAGUUCUUGACGCGCAUCAAUUAUCUCGAAGUGGAGGCAGAUGAGGUGAUGGUGUCAUUUGACGCGAUCUCAUUAUUCACCUCCACUCCACUCGCGUUGGCUAUCGACACCAUUGAUGGUUUUCUCCGGGAAAAGUAUGAUGAGACCGACCAACAGCUCAAACGAGCACACAUCAUCGAGCUCCUAGAACUGUGUCGUUAGACCUUCUUUACAUUCAACGGUCAAGUCUACGAGCAAAAGAAGAGGAUAAGGAUGGGCUAGCCUCUGUCUGGACUAAUUGCUGAAGCAGUUUUGCUGGUGUUCAGCUCGUACCCUUCCGCAGUUCUGGGCCAGAUACGUCGAUGACACGUUCGUUGUAAUCUAGAGGAGCGAGGUGAAGGCUUCCAAGGCAUUGCUAAACUCAAUCUUUCCCGACAUUCAGUUUACUAUGGAAGAGUAAGUCAGCAAUCGGUUGCCCUUCCUGGACGUACAAGUUACGAGAUUGACAGACGGGAAGAAAAGGAGGAUGGCUUACCGUAAGGCAACAAAUACCAGGCGCAUCCUCCACUUCCAAAGCAACCACCCUGUUAGUCAUAAACGCAGUCUUGUCAGAACUCUCUUUCAACGUGUUCAAACACACUGUAGCGACGACAGUGGGAGGAAAAAGGAGAUGAAUUACUUACAGGCCCUUUUUAAAGCCAACGGCUACAUAAAGUCUUUCAUAUGCGAUUGCCUCAAAAGGCCUCAUUUUGAGCGGUAGAGUGGAGAAAAGCCCAAGUUCUGGCUCUUAAUACCCUGUGUGAAGAACGUAUCAGAGGAGGCGGCGAGAAUCUUGAAACCUUUUGGGAUUGGCGUGGCUCAUAAACCAAAUCAUGAAGCCCGAAAACCCGCUACCAACAACAGAACAGUCUUCGAUUGUCCACAGCAUACCAUGCCUAAAUUGCGAUGCGAGGUGUGUUGGUGAAACGGGCAAACGCCUCCGUACAAGAUUGCACGAACAACAACUUGCAAUCAACCGGAAGGACAAGCUGUCUUUGGUCUAUGGCCACAUACGAGAACUGAACCACAAUUUUGCCUUUGAGAAAGCGAGGGUAAUUGCUCGAGCCAAUGAGAAGAUGGCCAGACAGGUGCUCGAAAGUUGGUCCUCGACUGGCACACUCAACCGACCUAUAUGUCUACAUCCCGCCUACCAGGCUCUGCGUACAAGGCUCGGAUCAGUCCGGACAGGACCAGUAAGACAAGCGAGCACGCGGGACCGAGAGUCAACGCUCACGGAAAAGAGCGGAGUUGGGGACCAGAGAUCAUGUGACCAAAGCCGAGCACUGUCUCACCGAUGCGCACGCGAAUCUGUAUGCUGCUCACAUGAACAGCAACGACCGAUCAGUCAACCGGCUGACGUGGGAGAGGCAAAGCGACACGUUGAUUUGACUACAUUUACUCCGACCCCAAAGGGGACAAAGGUCACGCAGGCCUGUCAGCGGUCAGCCCGGGGGAGGUCUAAGUCAGUCAGCGGCAAACAGGCAGGUCAAAGUUCGUGCGUCGAGCACGGAUAUAAUACGAGGCAAGCGGCAAAACUAAACAUACUCAGCCUUCCCUUGCUGACUCCCCGUACGUCAAUAACUCUAGACUAACUGGUACUUAUUCUCCAAGUGUCAUUAAUUCGCAGCUUACAUAUCCACCUCCAAAUUUUUUUAAAUACCGUCGAAAAUAGCAUUGCCGUUCGAAACACAUUAGAUAUUAUAUUAUUGAAUGCCAGGUCUGUUAUAAACAAGAUGGCCCAAAUCAGAGCCAUUGCUCUGGAAAUGACGUCUGAUAUUAUAUGUGCAACAGAAUCUUGGCCACAUUCUCUGAUUCCUGACUCUGCCCUUCUCAUAGAUGACUUCGAUUUUUACCGCCAAGACCGCACGACUAGGCGUGGGGGUGGUUGUCUUCUUUAUCUUAAAUCCUACCUAAAGCACUCUCCCUAUUACUUGGAUGUUUCCUCAUUCACGGGAAACUUCUGCUUUGCAUCUGUUAUUCUCUCGCCGCAAAGAAAGGCAAUUAUUGGCUGUAUCUACAAGCCCCCAAAUUCUUUAGCCAUUGAUGAUUCACAAUUCUGUGAAAUCUUUAAAUUAAUUUCGGAAGCUGCUUUCGAUGUUAAAAUAAUCACUGGGGAUUGUAACCUUCCUGAAAUAGACUGGGUUUCCAAUAGAUGUCCACCCAAAUUCCAUCACUUUCAAGAUAUUGUCAAGUUUUCUAAUUGAUCCUAACUGGUGCGCUCUCCAACAAGAGAUGAUCACAUUUUAUAUCUUAUUUCUACCAAUGACAUCGCUCCUCUUUCUGUUGCUCUAAAAAAGGACCUCUUUGACAGUGACCACGUAUUAAUUCAUUGUUGCUUACCACUUGCCUUUUCAAAAAAGACAAGCGCCGUUCGGACUUACAUGAACUACGACUGCGUAGAUAACGACUUAAUUAAUAACUAUAUGAGAUCCUUGGAUUGGUGUGGCUUCCUCACUUGUAGCGAUGUAACCAUUCUUCGUGAUGUCAUGUCCAACGUUUCCGAGGACAUCCUAGAGUUUGGGCCGCGUAGAUAUCUUAAGCCUUAUUCUUUAGAUUCCCUUGUUCCUCAUUUUCUUCAGAACAGACUAAAAAGUUGAGGCGACAACUGCGUGACCCAUCUACUAGUUCCUUAUCAGUUCAUCUUAGAAUCACAGAGAUUUUUGCGAUGGCCUCAAGGAUGCGCCAAGCGCGCGACAGGCAAAGAGAAUCAAUUGCUCUCAGUGGUUCGAACCCUGGCAAAUCCGUCGCUAACAUCUUCCGUCAUCGGUCCUCCUCUAAGCCUGGUCAUGAACUUCCACCCAUGCUAAAUGAUAACAAAGUCUUCCCCACCGAUGUCACUGACAAGACAGAGUUGUUUAGUGCUUUCUUUGCAAAACACCUUGCUACUGAGUCCGAUCCGGUGCCUUUCUUUCGAUCACUUUCAGAUACGACACUGAGUACAAUUGAUGUCUCCUCAGAUCUCAUUAAGAAACACAUAAACCAUUUUCAGAAUAAUCCACUCUCAGAAUGCCUCACCAUAAAGGACCUAGGUCUAAGUUAUACAAAUAAACUUGCUUUAUCACCUCAUGCAGAUAAAAUCUCUGCCAAAGCCGCGCAGAUAUGUGGAUUCAUAUCGCAUAAUUUUUUCCUUCCGGAAAUGAAGCUAAGACUUUAUCAAAUGUUUGUUCUUCCAGUCCUCGAAUAUUGCUGUCCUUUCUUCGGUUUAAUGAACGCCUGCGACCGUAAUAAAAUCGAAAAUGUUCAGAGGGUUUUCACCCGGAAACUGUUCUCUCAAGCUUCGCCCAGUAUUUCUUAUAGUCAGAGAUGUCAGCUGGCGAACAUGAAGUUUUUGUGGGUUAGAAGACUCGAAGCUGGCCUUUGCUUCCUUUUUCGCAUCAACUCUAGGUCCAGUCUUCCGCACAUUGACACUCUCACUCCGAGAGAUCGGUCUUAUGCCACGCGCAACUCCUGCAUGGUGAUUCCGCCGCCUCUUUGUACUACAUCAAAGCGCUCCGUCUUCUUUGCUUCCAAAUAUGCCUUCCUUUGGAAUAAUCUUCCGCCUGAAAUUAGAUUAUCGCCUAAGUUACUGGUAUUCAAGUCGAAAUUACGCAACCAUCUUACACCGGAAAGCAUAAAGGCACUGUUAACGGUCUCAUUCCUGAACACUCAGAUUCUUGACUUCGAGAAGGGUCCUCCUGGGAUUUAGUGGUAGAUUAAGUGGUAACUCUUAAUUAUAUCAUUAGAAACCGCUGUUUUUAAUUGGUUUCUAAAUCCAUUGCUAUCCUUCCCCCCACCCCCCGAUAGCGACAAUUUUCGCGGUUUUUGAUGUCAUCUCCCGCAUUCCGACCUCAUGCGGUCUGUCGACGCUCACGGCGGAACCCUCCGUAUUCACUGUCUACUAGUAGUUCGGUCGUACCUCCCUUCCUCACUGCUCGGCUGAGCCCGAAGCGUGCUGUGGCCGAUCGCAUCUCGGUUCCUCUCGUCUGGCCUCUUUGACGCGGCGUACCAAUCAGGCCCAGACGAUCUCAAUUGUGAAUCCCGUAUACAAUGCCAUUGGCAAGGCAGUCCUGUCUGACCCACAUUCGUACCCAUCAAGGCGGACAUUUAUUGCUACCCUGACGAUGACCGACAACAUUCCGUUAUAUAACGCCACCUACAGGCCAGUCCUGCUCGCUUUUUUCUGUUAUUAUUUUUAUGGAGGGGUUUUUUUUCUCCUGUAAAAUUAAUCCAAUCAUUUUUAACUUUUUCCGAGGAGUUUUUUUUUCACCCCUCAAUCAUCAUGUUUCUCAAUGGACUUCUAAUUUUGAAACUAGGAAUUGCAUUUUGUAAAGAUUCGGCCUACCUCGUUUAAAACUCGCAUGCAAAUUUAUUUUAACUUGCUUUGAUGGGACCCCGACGGGUCUUUAAUAAAAGUUAUCUAUCUAUCUAUCUUUAGGAGCUCAAGCACUAUGCCACGAUCUGCCGACUUAUAUCGAUAUGCAACUUUACGAUCGUCGGCAUACAUGAGGCGCUUACCAUUCUGAAAUAAAUCGAGUACAUCAUUAACGAAAAGACAAAAUAAAGGCGAGCCGAGUACACUACCCUGAAUGAUUCCACUCCUCACACGUGUGGGGUUGGAGAUAGUAUUGGAAAUCUUAACUCGUUGUGUACGAGUGCCCGGGUAAGAGGAUAUAAAAUUUAAAAGUUUGCCACCUAUUCCGCAAGAGGAUAGUUUCAAGAGAAGAAGAGCACGGUCAACACGAUUAAACGCCUUAGUGAAAUCGAAAUAUACUGUGUAAAGUGCAAAACCAUUGUCCCUAAAUUGGAGAAUAUAGUCAAAGAAAGAGAGUUGACAGGUGUCGCAAGAUUGAUCUUUGAGAAAUCCAUGCUGAGCAGCACUCAGUAGGUUGUUCUCCGUUAAGUGACACAUCAUCUUAUCCUUGAUCAAUGUCUCUAAAAUCUUCGAAACUGCGGGGUGGAUGCUUAUUGGCCGAAAGUCAUCAAAUGACGUAGAUUUACCGUGCUUAGGAAUGGGCUAAAUGUGUGAUUCCUUCCACAAGGUAGGAUAAGUUUCACUUUCAAGAGCGAGAUCAAUUAUCUUGCAUAAGAGGGGUGGGAAAAUCGUAUUUGCAUAGGCUUGUAAAAUGCUUAAUGGGACACCAUCAGGUCGUGGACUAUAAGAUUGACGAAUACGCCGAAUCGCAACAGUCACAUCACGCAGAGUGGAAGUUAUAGUUUCUAGAACUGUCCCAGUCAGUGCCUGGAUGGUCGGAAGCGGAGUGGUCGAGUCUUCAAUGAAUGUUUUGGACAGGAAAUCAUUGAAGCUAUCCGCGGUUAACUGGGUAUCAACUAUGGCAUUUCCGAGAGCGUCUCGGAGGAUGGGAUGCUGCGUCUUUCGGUGAGUUCGUAUUUUUCUAGAGAAAAGUUUAGAGAGAUUUAACGAAUGGUUUUCGGUAAACUGGACCACUUCGGCUAGCUGUUUUUCUUCAGGCAAUCUCUUAGCUCGAUCAAAAAUAUCACAAAUUAAGGGCAGAACUGAAACGUUGUUCUGAAGAUGAAAUCGACGAUAAAGUCUGCGCAAUCUGUGACGAAAGGGUAAGGGUAGGAUAACCUCAUCUCAAACAUUAAUAAUUUUCUUACGGGGGACAAAACGAGAAAUAAGCGGAUCCAAAAUUUCGUACAGUUUUGCAGUGCAAACAUUAACGUCCGAACUAAGGAAGAAAUCAGUCCAGUUGUAGGAAUUAAGGUGUGUUAAUAAUUCGGUUGAGCGAGUUGAUCGGAAAUCGCGGAAAAAGUUAUACUUUGGGGACAACGUUCUGUCAGCCUCGAAUUCCAAUGUUGAAACAACCAUGUCAUGGUCUAAGCCCCCGAGUGGGCCAAGAGACGACAAAGACGAAGGUAUGCAGCCUCUACAGAAAAUCAAGUCAAGUAUGCUUGAUCCUUGGGUGGGAAAAUCGACAACUUGAGUCCACAUUCCAACAUCCACAGCCUCAAGAACGUCUUCGAACCUUCUGGGACCUGAAGGCGGAGACCAGCGAACUUCAGGGAGAUUAAAGUCGCCCGCAACCAAUUGAUAGUUAAAGCUUGAGUCGGCCGCAGCAUGAAAUGCCUGCAAGAGUAAACGAUCAAAAUUGGGAGGGCGAUAGACGCAGCCAACGAGUAAGGCGAACUUAUUUUUUAGUGCAAUUUGGAGCCAACAGCUGCCUUAAACUGCGGAAAAAUGCGGAAGGCCCAGCAGCAAAAAUGUAAGUGUUUGCUUAAAGUGGACGCAACUGCCCCCACUAUGGCUGUCUUAACGAUCAUUUCGAACGCACAUAUAGCCUAGAAGAGAGAGUUCGGAGUCAGCUACGGAGGCCGACGCCCACGUCUCACUUACUAAAGCGAUAUCUGGACAAUGGACGAACACCAGAGUCUGAAGCAAGGGCAGCUUAUUAAGCAAGGAUUUGGCACUUAAACAAAAUUUCGAGGGGAGAGGCUGUUUGUUUCUGAGGGGGGUGGAUUACGUCGUCCAGUGUUUGGCUACCUACGGUAGAUCAAGUGGAAAUCCCCACUUUUAUCUUUACAACCACCUGUUUUGAAUUGGUUAUCAAGUCCACUGCGAUCAGUCCUCCCCCACAGCGACGAUUUUCAUGGUUCUUGAUGUCACCUCUUCAUAUGAACCUCAAGCGGUCUGUCGACACACGGCGGAACCCUCUGUAAUCGCAGUCUACUAGAAGUUUGGUCAUACCUUCCUUCCCCACUCCUCGGCUGGGCUCGAAGCGGACAGUGACCGAUCGCGUCUGAGUUCCUCUCGUCUCACGAUUUUAACGCGAAUAGUCUCAUCCGGUGUAUCAAUUCUGUCCUGACUAUAUCCGUUUUGAAUCCCUUACACAAUACCACAUGCAGACCAGUCCUUUCUGAAUCGCCUACCUACCCCUCAAGGCUGACAUUUAUUUCUGCCCUAACGAUGUCCGAUUAUAAUCCGUUAUACACCGCCACAUGCCGACCAGUCCUGCUCGCAUUCUUGUCUUCUUAUGAGCGACAUUUUUAUUUCUCCUGUAAAGCUAAUCCAAUCAUUCUUUAAAUUCCUGGGUGGUUUUUUCCCUGCUCGCUCAUCAUUUUUCUUAACGGACUAUUAAUUCAGAAACUAUGAAUUGAAUAGUGUACGGAUUCUGCCUUCCUCUUCUAAAAUUCAUGUGAACAUAUAUUUUUACUUGCUUUGAUAGGACCCCGAUGGGUCUUUAAUAAAAAGUCAUUUAUUUAUUUUAUUGAUAUCAUUUCCGGUAUGCGGGCUUCCCGACAGUACCUGGGCCUCUGCCCUUGAUUCGGUAAUAUCGUAGAUGCAUGGACGCACAUCAAGAGAUGUCGGACGCCCAUCAUUUUGCUGGUACUCACCAAAAACUUAUAACAUAUAAAAGCACUUUCGAAGAAGUAAAUCUGAGAAUCUGUUACCAAAUAGACAGACGAAAAAGACUUCUGCGAUAGUGGGACUAGAACGUCGCAACGCUUGCACCAAUAAGAAUACGAUAUGGACUUUUUAAAAUCGCAUUUACAAGCACACUAAAGUUCUGUUCAGUUCAGUUUAUUAAGGGAAAUAGGCGUAAGCUUUUGAGUACCCCAUUUGCAACGUAAAAAAUGUGUGGUGUACAGAUAGAUGUUCUGGGCUGAAAUAGUUCGAACACGCCCAUAAUGGUGGGACAAAAUCAGAAGGAGUUACAGGGAGUGAGUUCGACUUCUCACGGCUCUUGGUCAUUUCGGAACAUAAAUAUGUGCAGAUUCUUCUUAAAACUUUGGAUAGAUGGUGGAAUCACAACAUCUGCGGGAAGCUCAUUCCAUGGUUUGACCACCCGAACCGAGAAGGAGAACUUCCGCACAUCCAGCCGUGCCUGCUGAGUGCGCAGUUUUAACGGGUGACCUCGGAGGUUGGUCGUGGCAGCAAAUUCAAAAAAAGUCCUCGAAGGCCAGAUUGCAAUCAAACCCCUUUACAAUGCGGAAGGCUUGCAAGAGAUCCCCGCGAAGUUGCCUGUAACUCAAAGGAAAGAGGUUCAGAUUUACUAGACGGGUUGCAUAAGGAAAGGAGCUUUGACCCCUAACCAUCUUCGUGGCUCUCCUCUGGACUCUUUUGAGGCAGUUUUGGUCCACAACAGCCCACGGCCUCCAAGCUUGUAUGCCGUACUCUAAAUGCGGCCGGACGAAUGUUCCGAAUGUCUUAGAGAAAGCUUCUUCGUCAAAGUUCAUAAAAGCACGCUUGAUGGCGUACAGUACGGACAUUGCGCUUUUUGCCACCCUCGAACAGUGGGCGGAUGGUUUAAGGGAACUCGGCGUAAGCACACCGAGGUCCCUUUGGGCAUCGACCUCUUGUAGGGCUGCAACACCCAGAAAGUAGCCUCUUGUGCUGGCGGGUCUGGCUGCGUUGCCUAGGCGAAGUAUGCUACAUUUGGCAACGUUGAACCGCAGGAUCCAACGGUUUAACCACUCCUCCAACCGAUUCAGGUUCAUCUGCAGUCUGUCUUCAUCGGCAGGACCCCGAAUUACAUUCCAUAUCUUCAUGUCAUCCGCAAACAUUGCUACUUCACAGUCUAAAUCUCUUGCGGCAUCGUCCACGUAGAUAAGGAAAAAAUGGGUCCCAGUGCUGAACCCUGGGGGACACCACUAUUGACCAUAGCCGGAGGCAAUUGUGAUAAAUAACAGUGCAGAAUUUACGCAACAUGUUGACAUCGCCUGAUGGCCCUGACAGAAUGAAAAAACUUAAAGCCGUUAUUUUGGAGAGUCAAGCUCAAACAUACCGUUGUCUUGCGUGCUACAUUUUGUGGAACGAUAUUAAGUCAGUUUAAGUCAGUGUAUUAAGGGAAUGAGGCUUUCGCCCUUGAACUCCCUGUUCAUAUCGAUAAGUAAUUUCUUAAUCCAAAUGGGCCGACAGAGCGUCCAGUAGGCAGAAAUCCCGGAAAAGGCAAAUCCCUCGGAGGUCGAAAAUUCGAAACCGAAUUCACAGGCAUUCAUCCUGUUUGAUAGCAUGUGUAAUUUGUCUUGAUUGGGCGACAUAUACGGAAAUAAUGCGAAACGUAGCUAACGUAACGCUACGACGGAUGAAAAUUGAAAGGUAGCACGAUAUGCCAUACUUGGCAACACCGGUACGAGCUAACAGCCCAAAUACAUGUUUCUCCAAUAUUCUGCUGCUCGAUGACACAACAAAUAAAAGACCAGCUGAUCAGUGGGCUCUUCAGUGGAACCAGUGUGCUUCAGUCCUUAAAUUGUAGCGUUUUAACCUCCAUAGAUAUUAUUCGCAAACUCAGGAAAAAAACCAGUAAAAAAAGACGAAGGCACGGUCACUGAAACGGUAGAUUAAUUGGCCUUAACUUUUGAACUCGAACAUGGGUUCAUCAUCAGAGACUGCCAGAGUGCAGCAACGUGCGAACAUUUAUAUCGUUGUGUCGUGUGGGGGGAAGGACUACGUCCAUGCUUAGGUCUGGUUUGUGCCGUCUGGUUCACAAUGGUCCCCCGGCAUGGUGACGCCGUUUGUACUUCGCGGCGAUGUGAGCCGGGACUGACCGUCUGCGUGGUCAUCCCUUCAAACUGCAAAGGAAGCGGGCUCAUUCGGACGUCCGACGGAACGCCUUCUCUCACAGGGUCAUCGUGGCAUGGAAUGGACUCCCUGAUGCCGUCGUUCUUUACGAAAGUGUCAAAUCCUUUAAGUGCAGACAAGAUGCUCAUUUUUGAGAACCUACUGUACAUAUAAUAAUGAUUGUUUUAGCGGCGGCAGUUUGCGCCUGGCUCACACUUACCGCUAACUUCUAAAAUUUUCGCACUUGCUGAUGUAGUUGAUGAAUUUAUUUCUGUUUAUCGAAAUGAAUGGGGAGUUCAAGGGCGAAAGCCUCAUUCCCUUAAUAAACUGACUUAAACUGAAUUAAUUCCUCAUUAUGCUAGAUAUCCUGCGUUGAACUUAGAUGCCUCAUAUAUUCCGCCCAUUGUAAAAAAGCGCUCCAUUAUUUACGCCUCAUAACCUUGGAUGGGAAGUGGCCUAUAAGAAUAGAUCGUCUGUAAUAUUUACGGGGAUAAUACGAACAGUCGUCUACAAUAAAUCCAUGUUGUCGAUUUUUUCGCUCAUAGAUUCUGAUGCCUAUUAUCGUUUCCUUAAUUCUUGUCAGCUCUCUGUACAGUACCUUUUCACUUCUUCCUCACUUCACUUCACUCACUUCACUUCACUUUUUCCUCAAAAACAUGUCUUUCCGUCAGUGUUAGGUCAGAGCGGUUUUCCUACCUUCGGUUAGUUCGUUUUCAAGAUGCUCUUUCUCUGAACCAAUUUUUCAGACUUCUGAUCGGCACUCCUGUGCUGAGCUUAGGUUUUGCGCUCAUAUGUAUUGUUGAAAAACAUGGUGGUAUAUUCGCAAGUUUUUGAUUUCUGGACCUACUUCUUCUCACUGAAUAAAUCACAAUCUUUACUAAUAUGAGCAACAGGGGUUUGGUUUGAUUCCACUCCGCUCUCAGUCCAGACAAACAAGAAGGUAGGGUUUUCGGUUUACGCGUCGUCUUUGCUUUCAUGUCAGUCCUCCUCGUAUCUUGUGCUGCCGUUUCUUCUACCAUAUUUCGGUUUUAACUUUCAAAUGACUACGUAUCACUUAUUCAUAGGUGCAUUUAAGGCCUCUUUUAUUACGAAAUAACGAAAAUAAUUCUCGUUGUAUUGUCGCUUAAGCGACAACGUUGUCAGCGUGUCCACGUCUUUUUUUUCUUACUAGCGUUCGACAUUUCAGCUUAGUCGCCUGAAGUGCCGGCCGUUUCAUUGCCUCAACGGCCCUUCAACACAUUCUUCACAGUGCUUUGUCAGCGAAAUCUAGACAAAGCUUGUGCAAGAUUAAACCGAGUAAUGUGUACUAAAAUGUCCUCUACAGGCGUUCAAACACGUGAAUCUUACGGUAAAUAGCCUCUAGUACUGCUUUUUGUCGCUCUUUUCCUUUGCCUUCCUUUUCCUACGACUAGCCUACAUUACUCGCUUUUUAUUGUUGACCUUUGUAAGGACGAUUAAGCCAUAUGCCCAAAAUCGGAAAUGCCCAUCACAGUUUCCGAGCAGUGUAGGGACUAACCCCGCAAACCUUCCCCCGUUUGUUAGGCGCUGUCAGAUGAAACUUUACUGCAGUCGACAGCACCACUAUGUCUAUUUGGUCUUCGUUAGCGGUUGUGGUCGGGUUCGACGAAGAUGCCCAAACUUUUUUCAUUUCUACAGCAUUAUGCAGUACUACCGUCCACGGCAGCCUUAUCCGACUGCUGGGGCGCCAGACUACCUGCCUCCAUCCAACGUCUCGCCACUGCCAAGAGGGCGGGCGCCACCUCCAUACCGCGGUCCGGAUAUGUUCCCACCUGGAGACUCUUAUCCUCGUUUUCCACCUGGCGGUCCAAUGUAUCGCACCCCAUCGCCGUCUCACCCCUCACAACAACCUCAUUCAUCCAUGCACUCGUCUUCCGGGCCCAUGUAUGAUGGCGCCCACCCAGAUUCCCCUGCCGGUUAUGGGAUGAACAGCCGGAGUUCGUUUCCGCCCCAAAGCAGACCGGAACGAGGGCCUCCACCAGGCUCAUAUUCUUCCAGUCCACGGCUUAAGCGGCCUUGUAAGUAGCGCGCCGGUUCGAAACUUGUUCAUUCUUUACUGACUGACUUGAAUUGUGAUGGUUGUAAUCACUGCUGGCCGGGCCGGCUCUAUUGUUUACAGUCUCACGAAACAGUACGAUCCUUCCUCUUUUGCCGUCUACAAGGUUCAGGACAAUCGUUUAUCUAUUGGUACCCCUUUCUUGAAGGAAGACACAAACCUAGCACUCUUCAGGCUUAAGUUAAGCGCCUGGUCGUUUUUCAGUUUGUCUGCCACAAGAGCUGCACAAACCAGGACAGGGAUCCGGAGCUGUGAUGUUGUGGCCUGAUUGUCCUAAAAUCAGUGGAGUGCCGAACCUUCCACCGGGUCAUCAGCAAGUGUGUUAGGUCAACGGUAGAUUCCUGCGCUUGGAACGGCGGUCCGAGCAACCGAAGUCGCAGUAUUCUAAUGGGACCAGUUUUCAGUAAUCUUGAGUCCACAGGUUAACAUCGCUGAUGAGCUGCGCUUCGCAUCUUUGAAGUGGGGGAACUCCGAAUGUUACCACACACGAAUAUUUUUCAUGCUGAUUUUAAUAUCAAAUCACGAGCCGUUCAGGAAACAAACGAGCAUGCUGCGUCCGCCUGCUCCCGUCAAAGCAGCUGAGCGCCUCUAACCUCACCAUUUCCAGCAGUGAAGGGUCUCCCGUUUGGAGGUGCGGCUGCUGAGCAAUACUUUGGUUAAGCCAUAGUUCUGAUGAGACUCAGCUUUAAGCUGGGUUUGCGGUUUCGAGGGCGAUGUGGUUAGGAGUGCAUUAUACUUCUUCAUGGAGCUGUCAAAACAGGACGAUAUCCUCGGCAUAUUCAAGGUCUGAGACGAGAUUUUUCCAUAAGUGUGUGUCCGUUCAGUCUUGGACUUUUGUGACAGGAAUUGAGAGGAAGGAACCUUGAGAAGGGCACAAUCGUGUCUGAAGCCAGUGUUGUUGGUGGGGAACCCCUCCAACACCCUGUAUAAUCGAACGUUGAAUGAGUGGUUUGGUGUUUUAAGCCCAGAAGCCUUGAGCACACACCUUCGAAUAGUUCUCUGUCGGCGGAAUUAAAUCGACUGAAUGAACCAGGAAAGCAAGCAAUCACUAGCCAGAGCAACACCCUUGCUGCAGUACGUUUUCCAGUUUAGAUAUUUGUUCGACAACCUCCGCCUUGUCGACGGCUAUUUUUUACUUUUGAGUGCGCCUAUGAAGUCGUGGAGGCGGUUCAAGGAGAUUCAAGGUUGUAGAACAUGCCGCUGGGUCUGCGGUUGUAGCGUUUUGACAAAUCCUAUUUUUGAGCAUAGGUUGUCGAAAACCAGGCCCAUGGCUAUUCGCGCUGAUAACACGCUCAAGCAACACAGUUAUCUCGUUUUCUUCCUCGACUUGUAACCCAGGCAAGUUCAGCCCUUGGCAGGUGGCCACUGUUUGAGGACUUAUCAGACGUCAUAUACCGUGAGCGCCUCAAAAUAGCGUUCAUAUUAGGGACGGACGGUUGCUUGAUAAUGUCGUCCAAUGGCAUUUUUGCGUUUGCCACGCCUCCAGACAUGCUUCAAGAAAUACAUGAAGUUCUAUCAAAAACAUGAGGCGGUAAGGCUGGUUCUAUGGUUGUGAAGCCUCCUACCAUCGUCAUCUGAAUUCAAAUGUCAAAACAGUUUUUAACUGUAUUAGUCAUAUGUUAUUCCAAAUUAAUUCAUUCACUUUAUGGCUCAGUCCCCAAUUUGCGAGUCCGAUUUCUUCCCCAAGCGAAUUGCCUCCCGAAAAGACACUUGGUGCGUCUGGAAGUGCUUUUUGACUUAAUUGGGCUGUGAGGGCUCAACGACACUCCAGUCUUCCUAAUUACUGGCACUGCAUCUGGGAAGUACCGAUUCCUCUAAAAAUAACAGUAGUUUUGUCGUUUCUGCGAUCACAACCCCUGACAGACGUUAAAAUCAUACCUGCUAACUGGUCAUGAGACUACUGUUGAGUCUGAACCAGGGUUUAGAAUUAGCCAACUCUGUCAGGUUAAAAAGGACAAAGAAUUAGCCAUUAUAAGUGCCCAAGGCCUUCUAGAUGCGCUGUUCACAAUAAGCCGAAGAAAAUUUUUUGUUCGUUUUAUAGGCGGACCGUACAACCACUUGAAUUCAUUCAGUAACUUAUUUGAGACUAAUUGCGAAUAACCCUACCGAAAAUACGCUAAGACUUACACUAAUUAACGAGUUUAAACUUAGGGACUGCUUCCGUGCUUCUAUCAUGGCAUACAUUCUCGGCUGAGGAACUAAACUUUUGGCGGCACACUGAAAUGCAGUAUGAAUUAAUGCGUAAUGCAGUAAUUCAUCCACCACCUUAUUUGCGACUGUUAUGGAUGAUGGAUUCGAGUGAGAAUCCGAAGUGCCGGUCGAAUAGACGCCUUGUUUCACUGAUUGAAUCUCAUUCCUCGUCAACUGAUAAUUCUGUCGACAAGCCGCAUCAGUAGAAGGAUGGCGUUUACCGGUUUUCUUUCUCAGUGCGGUUGGACUAUCUUGUCCUUAAACGCAGGAUCAAGUACGAGAAGUCGCGAUUACAGGAUCAAAAUAUGCCAAGUAAUUCUAUUCGUUCCGUUAGGUAGGCGUUGGUGAUGUCACACAAAAGUCAAAAUAUACUUUUCCGGGGUUCUUUGCUUUUGAGUACUACUUGCAAGAUUCCUCCACUUCAGUAGUUGAUGAACAUCACAUUUUUUUCGUAGAUCCAAUGUCUGCUCAUGCCGGGGGAUUUUACGAAAGGCCGAAAAGUGAAACGCCGCAAACACCGCCCCCUCAGCUUUAUUGUGAAUUGUGCAAGAUAAGUUGUUUUGGACAAGCCUGCUUCGAUGCACACAUGGUUGGACAGAAACACAAGAAAAGGGCUAGUCAACAAGAGGUAACCCACUACUUUUUGUAAACACACUUUUGACGGUAUUUGAACAAGCCCUUGGUUCAGCGUCCGGGGAAUGAGUAGGGGAUAAAGACGAGCUGAUCGAGUAGGUUACAAUCUGCGAACAUCCAUAAUCUACCUGGGAUGAUAGAGGAGCGCUCACCGAUCGUUUUUGCGGAAUUCACUCGUGCUAUUGUGCCUUAGGGCUCUCUCGAGCUCAACCAGCAGCCGCACAGCGGCGCGUGAUAUAGGCAAUGCUAUUCCAUCUAGGCUGCUGCACUGAAAGUCUGCAUGACUGCGGGAAAUCGAAAAAAAACAAACACUAACAGCUCAUUACUACUUAUUACCGGUGGUCUUCCGAUUUCCUGUAGUUUGUUAUCUGCGUUGUAAAAGCUCCGGAUGGUAUUUUAAUGCUGCACUAUUGUUUCGUGUAGGCCGCACUUUUAGGAGUAAGUGUUGCUUCAUUUUGCGCAGAAAUUAAGAAAUUUUUGACAGAGUUCAGUCAUUGAGAAGUUUUAGCAUAAAAGGUUGAGGUGAUGGGAUUUGUUAGUAUCAGUCAGUAUACUUGGAGUAAAUGACAGAAGCCCUUAAAUUCCAUUUUAACGGCACAGACGUCAAUAGAAUGUAGUUAAUUUGCAAAAUUGUUUACGUUUUUAGCGUGCGGAAUGCAUAAAACUAAUGGCAAAGCAUAAAUGUGAAAAAAUGUCACAUUUGCGAAGCAACGGCGAAAGAACACGCUCACUGCAUUCGCACUGCGAAAUUUUCAUCAGGGUGAAGGUUAGAGACGCUCACCGAUCGUGUUACAGACCUCACUCGUCCCGUUGUGCCUUAGGGCUUCUUUGGAGCCCAACCAGCAGCCGCACAGCGGCGCGUAAUAUAGGCAGAAUAGGUAUGACUGGUUGACGACGGCUAAUAGGCCAGAAAUAGCCAUUCGGUAAUGUUAUUCCACAAAAGGUUCUGUUGAAAUCAUUCCAGUAGUAUGUUUAGUCAUUUCAGUAAUCCCCUGGAUGGGGCUUGGGGAGUUCGGGUUGCCUUUUAACGGGCAAUUAUCCAGAUGUCUCUUGAGCACACUCAUGGGGAGUUUAUAACAUACGUCGGCAAAGAAUUCCGUUGGCGAACGACGCUGUGAGAAAAAAGAGGAACGUUGCUUGGCGUGGCACAGCGCCUUUUUAAGUUGGCAAUCGCGUCCACUGAAACUAGUCUUUGGUACCACUUCAAAAAGAGUUUCCCAGUCGACACCCAGACUAAGUUUUCUCGACAAGUGAAACGUUACUAUGAGAUCGUCUCUGUCCUGCCGGUAGUGGAGGGGAUAGAGAUUAAAGGCUGUCAGGCGCUGCUCGCACGUAAAAUUUUUCAGUUCACGAACAGCUUUUGCAGUACGUCACUGUACAUUUUUUGGACUUCUCUGUCACCGUCAGUCAGUAAUUUGAACCCUAGGCCGCACCUCCGAUAUUGCAACUCAAGUCACUUAAUCAUCGAGCAACUCCCACAGCACUAUCCUACGGCUUCACGUCAUGUCGACCAAAAUGGGAAAUAUUCAGUCAUGUUCAAAUAGUGUUCGUCGAUAUAUCCUGAUUGGGAGACCGAAGUUGUAACUUCUGCCCUGUAAUUAGGAUAUAUCGGUACGUGCCACCCUUUUAUGAUAAAGUAGACUUACCUAUCAUCAGCACAAGUCUCUGUCUUAAGCCAUUUUCCUAAUCGUUUCAGCCAUUCAAGACGAUUUCGCACGGAUAGAAACCGCUGCCUUAACAGUAGAUAUGAGUAACUAUUUUUCCUCAGUGCGUUUAUGUAGUCAGCCGCAGAAGUGCAUGCGCACCAUUAGCGAGAGCGCGCGGACCAUCCACCCGCGCACACCGUGCAGCCAUUAGCGGUCUGGCAUCUUGCAGUCCUCCUUGAUCGCGCGAUUCUCUGUCACCCUACACCACCACAGGUCCACGUUACUUCAUUGCAUGUGCUGGUUGGGCUGCUUGAAGCCUGCGCGGGUUCUUAGCUAUUGUCGUGCAUGUGUGUAGUGCACUUUCUAUGGAAACCCACGUCGCAUUAAUUACCCUCGUCCAAUCUCACCAGUCUGCCGACAGGCUUGGACAGGAAAGGGAGAGGGUUGGUCUGAUACUGGGUAGGCAUCCUUGUAGCACUUCAAGUGAGUCCCACUAUAAUGAUUCCGACGCGAUUAAGCCGAUUGCGUCGGGCCAACAGUUGCGUCAAUGGAGUUUCGGCCCGUAGAUAGUAUCGAUUUCUUUUUCCGGUCAUUAUCGUUUGGAGGACCGGAGAUCUGUCACCCGGACUAAGUUGGAACCUGCAUAGGAUAGGUACUUUAGAGCACUAUUGCCUACAAAACUUAGAUUGAAUAAAAAGUCGUAUUCUUACGAAAACAACCACCACGCGAACCUCCGACAUCCGUAUAUGCUGUCCACUAGCCACCCUGGUCAUCUUCAGGUGAUGUGCAUUUCUGGAGUGUGCCACCUGACCUCGACUCGCUUAAGUCAAACAAGGAAGAUAGGGCGUUUGUACUUUGAAAGACCGCAUAGUAGACGCUAUCUUAUAAAGUUGGGAGUACUUGACUUGCCGGUCAUAACUGUCGGGGUAAUGACCACCAAUGACCAGGAAUUCACAGAUUUGUCGUCUUUGAAAGGCCCCCCUUUUGAUUGUUGAUGUUUACUCUCGCUCACUUAUCAUUUAUGAAUUUUCCUCAGGCCCUUAAAAAACUUGGCAUUGAACCCGGCUCCACGGGUUCAGGGAAACUAAGCGAAUUACGGUGCGCGCUUUGCGACGUAAUCUGCACCGGAGCUGACACCUACCAAGCACACCUCAUCGGAAAGCAGCACCAACGUACUCUCCGACUGCACAAAGCCCUGGGCAAACCAGUGCCUGAGUGUGAGUUGCCACCCAAAGCGUCUACUGCCCCCACAUCUACCGAGGACCGAAAGCCGACCGAAAGUGAACUGACGGAGGCGUCGGGAGCUGCAGUUCCCGAGAGUAGGCGUUCACGCGAUAUUCAUGUUGCUUACCAGCUGUCGUUUUAAGACGUACUAUUUUUCGCACCCGCGAGGCUGUCUUAAGCACCGGUAUUUCUUUCGUACCUUGCUAGUUUUCGUCUGAUCUCCACCGCUUGUUUUAAAGUUCAUUAAAGCGUCCACCGGGUACUCCAGACUCGAGUGAAUUUUUGCUGCUCAGAAUUGUUUGUCGUGCGCGUGUGAGGUUGUGCCUUCAGGUGGAAAAAUUCAUGGAGUUCUUGGGCUUCUAUUGGAGUUCAGUUAGUGCUAGAGCUUGACGUGUAACUUGUGAUAUCCAGUAAUCCCAUGCAUUCAGUAGUCUCAUUAAAAGCUAAACCCAUUCCGGGCUUCAGGUGUUCACUAAGUCGACCGCAAGAACUGCUUUGUGUUAGUAGAGGGGAGUUAAUGUCAAAUGUUACCAGAAGCAGUUAGAUCAGGUCAUUUUCUUGCAAUCUUCACAUUUCUACGAAUCCUCCUUACCCAUGUUCUAAGUAAUAUUCUGCCUCUUAUAACCUUAGUUUCCUACACUACAUUUCUUUACGUCGAUUUACAUACCAUUUGCCGUAUUUGUUACUGGGCUCACAUUGUUCUCUCGUUGUGUAGAAAAGCCUACCUCAACGCCCGCCGAAUCUCCGCUCAAGGCUGAAGACCAAAGCAUAUGCGAUGACUGCGUUGAAUUGGUGAGUAUACAGCCUUCUCAGCGAGUUAAAUGGGCACUAAAAGGGCAAUUUCGCAGUUGACACAUUUUUCAGACAGGGUUGCGAGUUCUCAUUCAUGCUUUCGGCUAGAUUUCGCCAGCAUUAAGAUUGCCUUGACACACAGCGGCUACUUGCCUUGUAGAUCCUCUCAAAAUGGUUCCACCUUAGCCUCCGUUUGUCUUUCAGUCAGGCAUGUAAAUGCACAAGAGUCCCGACUUUAUGCAGCUCGUGAUAAUGGUAUUCCGCGAGAUUUGAUUAAAUUACUGGUGUAUAGGAGAGAAUAUAAACGAGUCGAUGUAGCCCGAAGUCACCGCGUAGCUCCCUACCAUAGAUAAUCAAAUGCGCUUUUGCGCCAUCACGACGCGUUGACAGUUGUGGCUUGGGAAGCCUCCAACUGUGUGUGGACGCUCGCGAUAGAUACUGUUAAUCAGGAAGCGGCGUCCACCUUGGCGAGGUCGCCGGAACUUACUGUUAGACGUGAAGGUACUUAAGAUUUGAUCCGCUUGUCACGUGAAAGCCUAUCGGUUCGACUUCCGACCUACUGAUCCCUGAAAAGUGUUUUAUAUCGCUUAAUGAUCUUCCUAUCCUGGUCCUCACAAACAUUGUUCUCGCUGCCUACCGCCGGUUUUGCGCCAACACACAGCCCCUUCCAUUUAUCAACAAUAACAAGACCUUGUUCUGCGAACCCAUAAUUUACUGCUAGGAUUAUAGUUCUGGCAAUCCUCUCUCCUCUAGGUCACAUCUGGACAUGGCCUCAGUUUCCGCUGCCAGCUGUGCAACUGCUUCUUUACAGACCUACACGCCAAAGACCUUCAUCUAAAGGGCAAGCGACAUCAGACCCAACUUCGUAAAUUGCAGGCCCCUCCACCGACACCAAACUCGGUAUGUUCCAUCUCUUGAUGGCCUCCUUUCGCUCUAUACGAGUUUUGUUAAUCCAAAACUAAAAUUUUCACUAAUACCCACAGGAAACGUAGCCGAAGAAUGUAUAACAAUAUCGAUCAUUCGAAUUCUACAUUUCUUUGAACUCCAUUUGCCCCUCUCUUAACCCUGAAAGUAUGCACAUUGAAUAGAACAAUGGCUUGAAUAGUAAUUGUACCAAGCACUCAAACCAUCAUUAUUAACUUCCUUAGUUAUUGAAAGUGUCAACCUAAGAACGCAAAACUUGUGCGGUUUUGCAGAAACCUUGGUCACUUAGGAGGUUAAGGGUAGAGUUUAUGACACCUGCGUCCGAUUGGUGCAUAUGGCCAAAACAAGAAUAGAAUGGGUUCUAGCCCGUUACUUGUGGUGAAACACGUACGUGGGCGGUUAGCCGAAUAAAAUUCUCAUGCAUCCAUUCCGUAGAAAGGUAUUACAAUCGACUUUUGCCCUUGUUCAGUCUCUCUAGAAGAGGAAGCCGGGCGCAAUGAUUUCUAAUGUCAAAUAUGAGCACUAAUGGUAGCUUUCACCAACAACGGCAGAAGCGCAGCGUUGACCCAUUAUUAUCAGUGGUAGCUUUCACAAUGCCCAACGCGAAUACUACCCGCAUCGCAGUUUACUAGAUGGUUUUCGGGUUUAAAGAUCUCUUGGUGGCCCUUGAUCACUUUUUAUUGAAAUACCCAAGCACGCUAGCUCCAAGCCUGUUUUAUGGAUUUGACGGCGUUUAUCUAUCCAGCAUAUCCCCUCAGUAAUUCUAACCUCGGCUAUUCCCUCGUUUCUUCAUUUGCGUCAAGGACACCAAUCUGCCACUAAACAAGACAGUCCGUUCCGGCUAUAUGCGGAGCGUUUGCUGAGCUGGAGGAUAUAGGUGUUCCUCCAACCGUUUUCUGUAGGACGCGUGUGACAAAGCCGUUUUACUUGCUGUCAUUUCUGCCGGACUUUCAUACCGACUAACGUGUUAACUCAUUCUUCUAUUUUUUGUUUUUUUUUAUCACGACUACUAUUUUAGUUCUUUCGAGUUACUGUGAGUAAAUUUUUCUAAAUUCUUGCUUUCUGCUACAACAUCCCCCUUUUAUAGCUUGGAAGAUUCGACGACUUGGAGGAGGUAAUGACCUGUAGAUAGGUCUGCAAUGUCUUAACUGAUCCUAAUGUACUUCCACAAAGAGCCGACUAUAUGCAAAAUCGGACUCAGAUUGAUAAGCUAGCGUAUCGCUACAGUUGAUGAGCUGGCCAUUUCAGGAGGGUGUGGUCCAGGGAGUCCGACUAGCGCUUCCAUCAAAACGAAGUUGACGAAAUUGCACAGACCCAUAGAGGGGCCCGCCAUUUCUGGUUUACUGGGUUUCUGGUAGGAUGCACUCUAGCCCUCAAGUAGGAGGGCAAAGCGACGUAUAAUAACCGCCUAUGUUAACCUUUCUUAGCCAAAAUGCUUGAGGGUGUCAUUCUUAUGAACCGGUGGGAACAGGCGCGGGGAGCUGGGGGUCGGCGGCAGACACGGGGUUUAAGUCGGCUAGGUGGUGUAUUAAGCAACUAUUCGUCUACCGAAGUCUAGGUUAACCGCCACUAAAAUAGGGAGCAGACCAUCAUUCACUUCCCCCGACUUGAUUGUGUGGAAGACCCAACGGAAGUUCCUGUGACGAAACAUGAUUUUCGGAGGGGUAUCUAACCAUCUACGGACACACCAGCUGCCGCUUGCGCAAGAUUGUUGUUGAACUGCUAAAUGCGAUUCGCACAAUUUCUUGGAGCCUUCCAAACCUCUAGCCAUCGUCUCCUCCGUCCACCUCUAUUGCCUGUGUGGUACUGGAAGAAGGGCGAUUUUAGUACACGUUGACAAUGUGUACCCUGCUUCUGGAGGGUAGGAUGUUGUAUUUUCGUCUGUCCAGCGGUAAUGCCCACCUGUAUCGGCUAGAAGCAUAUCAUGUGCUAUCAGCAGUACACUGGUUCUAGGCCAGUAAAAUGGACUUGUAUAGUUUCCCGUCAUAGAGUGGUACUCAGAAAUUGACUCAUUUUACAAUGAUUGCUUCUACCGCUUAGUGAUUUGCACCAAUGGCAGGGGAUUGCGGUUCCCAGAUGAAGUGGCGAAUUUGGUUGUCCGUAUAAGGUGACUAGUCUUUCGUGCACGAUUGGUGUUAUAGGGCGCGCGCGCAUUACGCUCUGCCCACCCCACCUGCCACCUGUUUUGUCAAGGUCGACGGGGCGGGUCGUGCACCCCCCGCUGGCCAUUGAGCGGUGUCAUCCGCUUUCCGCCAUAGUAAUUUAUCGGUCAGAGCGUCGCACGAGUUCUCUACACAGGGUCGUUUGGUCCGCAGGAAGCUUGGUAUGACUACUGGCCACGAUUUGCAGCCACGCUCAUUGCAGCGGCUUUGCGCUGCGAUCGCCAUUGCCGAUCACCACCUCGACCUCGAUAAUUGAAAUUAUUCUCGGCUUAGUUAUCGGUAGCCUAGGCUCUGGUUCCGCACUUCCAGUUCGGUGUAUGCCGAUGACCGAAUACGCAGCAGCGGUGAGGAAACGUGACGUUAAGUCUCCGAUUGCGGCUCAUUCGAUGGGACCCGGCCACAUCUUAAAGUUCGACCAACCCGAAAUUCUCGUAAGAGGUAAAAUCCCCAUGAGCCACGAGCAGCUGGAGUCAUGAUUAUUCGACCCGCAGUAUAUUACUAAGCGCAACCACCUCUCAUCAUCCUAUUCAGUGCUGAGACUGCCUGAGCAGAGUGAUUGUCCACACGGGGCGCACACACCAACACCGCUUCCGGUGAUGGUGUCGGCGAGUAGAACUGCGGAGUGAUUGCCACACCGGCAAUCAACAACGGUGAAGAAAUUACGACAGUUAAUGACUCGGAUAUGGAGGAGCAAGUAAUUGCGAUCACCGAAACUGAAUGUGGGAGGUAUGUGUUUGCAUGACCACUGCGUCUUAUAAGUACUGCAUCCCCUGUGCGUUCACUAUCUAUGACCGUCCCGUGAUGCUGGGUUCGGGUGCAAAUCCGAAACAUCGUCAGUCGCGGUGGUCGAACUGCGACGUUUCAAAUAUAAUCAAGCGACGAUUAUGGCGCAUCAUUGAGAAAGCUUACAAUGAAGCUGAACGCAGUGUUUUUGCUAAGACGAUCCCAAUUUAAAGGACGAAGAAUGCCUUGCUAUUGCACGACAUCUCGAAUCGCGUUUAUGAAUCAGCAUGCACUUGCGGAUGCAAGUACAUUGGACAAACGCAAAAGCAGCUGACAACCAGAUCAUUUGAGCUGAAGUCGGAAAAUAAAGUCUCCCCUCCUUCCAUUACAAGACACCUUGUUAGAGGUCACUCUGUUGACCUCUAAUUAGCCUACCGAGUACUCGCUUGGGCAUAAGCAACCGGGACAUUGUGCUGCUUGGCAGUGGCCUAUAUACGGUGGAGAAACCAGACCUAUGCAAACGGUUAGACCAUAUGAUCAGCCUUAGGUUGCCCCAGUAUAAUACUCAGUCCUUUAAUUCGCAUGCCGUCUGUGUGUUGGCUAUCUCCUUUCCACUCUAGCGUUUCAAGCAGCCCCUUUCGUAAAUGAAACCGUAUGCACUGAACAGUGACAUCGUUGUUUCCGCAUUAAUUUUCUGUGAAAUUUCAACUUUAUGUUCCUUAUGCUAUGCAGCGACGGGUGACAGCCGAUGAGCUGUCGCGAAAUUUAUUGGUACCCGUAAAUUCUACUGUUUACGCGUGGACGGUGUGGUCUUCGGCUACGAAGUUCUAGGUCUAGUUCCACUUUCGCACCGCCCAUUCCCGGUCAGACGAAUUAUGAGAGCAAUCAAGUUUUGACUUUGGACCUCCCAGUAACGGAAGACGUCGUGCUAAACGUUCCACGGUCAUCAGCUUCGCUCCAGCAUUAUUUUAACCCAUGCCUUCCCCCUUUGGGCUAAGCCGGUAGCAUGACUGUACGCGGGCAUGCUAACCAGCACUAUAUUCAGAGCCGAUUUGCGAUCCCAACCGCCACACCAGGCCCGUCGCUAUUACCAUGAGUCUGUUGUUGUCAAUGACAGUUGGGUUUCUAGUCUGAAGACCUUGAAUUGAAAUUUCCGAAGCAACUGACGCGCGCAUAUAUAUCAUCAUUAGAUCUCACUUCUUGUUAAUUCAGUUAAGCGCACCAUCGUCUAGCAUAUACUGCCUUGCGGAGCUCUACAUGGACGCGGUGCAUCGUUUUACUGUUUCCUUUUGUCUCAGGAGAGGACCCGACCCCAGCCAUGGUCUCGACCAACCCAACUGGGACCGCCCUCUAUCCAGGGUCUGAACGGCUCCGCCGCUAUCGCUUGGGGUCCGCGGUUGCCGAAGAUGAACGGUCAUCGUCCGACCGGUGUCGGCGGAGGCGUUGGCGUUGGGUAUAACGAUGGUUUCUUCAUACCACCGUACUCCUUUGGCUCGCCCUCUUAUUUCGGGCCAAACGGUCACAUGUCUAUCGGGGAUCUACGCUAUAUGCAUACCAAACUGCGUCAAGUAAUGCCUACCGAUGCCGAAACUGAGGUAAGUGCACCGGCAUUGUAUUUUGUCUCAGUUUUCAACACCAAAUUUAUUCAUACGAACAUGAGCCACCCGCUUUUUGGAAUCUCCCCCACUACCCUUAGUCACCGCCCUGAAAUCAAAUUUCAGUCUCCUCUGGUCGGCCUGCAAGUUUUAACUGAAACUACACCACUUUUGACAGGAUCGCAUGUAAUGGAAUCUCAGCAGUACUUCACCCUAGAUCGGGCGUUUAAUUCGUCUCGACAUGGAUUUAUUUUGUUUAGUUACGUUUCCUCGCACACUUUGGUUUGGAAAACUAAAGGUUGAUACGAGGAUUAUGUAAACGCCCGUAUCAAUUUGCGUUUGUUUAAUGCGAUGUUUAGUAACCCGUUGUCUCCCGAAUUUACAAAGACCGUAAAGCGUCGGACUACUCUGUUUUAGGUGUUUAUUCUGAGGAAUUUCUGUUUGAAUGUCGGACGAAACACGCAUAGUGCUUUUUAAUACCUUGUCAAACGUCUUAUCUAGUAAAUCAUCCGUAAUUCCUGGCCUGCUGUGGCAAGAUUUUGAUUACUAAUUGCCAUUUGCCAUCAUAAAAGUCAGACAGACCACCUCUGGGACUAAAUACUCAAAAGCAGGUAGUAAUGAUCAAUGCCUCUGAUUCGACAACAUCGAGCUAAACCUUUGACUACCUGUUGUGACACUUAUUCUUGACGAAGCACCGACAAGACCUGUUGCCACACAGCUUUCCUGUCGGCCUUCAAGGGUCGUUGUAGAACCCGCAAAGCCGUCGAUCUUAAAGGCCUUCUCUGUGUAGUGUCGAACGCCCUGUGUGGAGUGCUUAUGACGUGGUCCAACACCCACAUAUAAAUGGAUUGAGAGGCCUCACCGACUAAUGGCCUCUUGUCUUUCAGUAGCUGCGCAAAAGGCCCACUAGUCGCAGCGGUAGGACCAGACCUCGCUUGUUCCAGGAUCCGCCAUAAGCAUGAGUAGAUUUAAUGACGAAUGAUUUGCAUUUUCAACUACCACAAAAGAUGACCUUAGUGGCAGAACUGCCCGUCUGUUAAGGACAUGCUUUCAUUUGCCCUCCAUCUAUGGGAUAUUGCGCAUUUUUAUUCGGAAAUUACUUCAAUAUUAGCUGCUAAGAUUUCCCCAGACUCGCAUGCUAGCAGACACAGUUGAUCAUACAUAUCUUGCCAACAGAUGGUUUACAGCUCUCCCUCUUUUACUAUCAACCUUGCCUCGAAGAAGCUAAAUGUUACUGUCUUUAAAUCUUCAGAUGAUCCGACUGGCCGUUACUGCCUGUGAAAGUGCUCUUAAACAGAUCAAUGACGCCAAGAAGUUCGCAGAAGAAGAGCAAGAAGCCCUCAAUGCUACCGCUAUCAAGGAGCAAAAGGCGGAGGGCCAGAGUAGCGAGGAGAAACAGGGAGAAGAGGCUGCGACGACCAAACCGUCGCCAAAGAAAGUGACGCCCCCGACACCGCCCUUCCGUGGUGUCUUCCGCGUGGGCGCUCUGGCCACCGGCCUCCUUUUGUCUGGUGACAGAAAAGCCGACCUGGUCCUCGUCUGCAACCGAUGGCCAACUACAGAUGAUAUAGUAGAAAUUGGUGGCGAGCUGGAAGCCCUCGUAAAGGUGCGUCCUUAAGCUAACAUUUCGGCGCUGGUUAGCCCUACACUGACUUAACGGUUUUGUCUGACAGCAGACGCUUUCCUCCAUCUGCCCAUACUCAGCGAGUCCGGAGGUCAGGGCUUUGCUUUUAAAACUACGGAGUCCAACGGACGCCUUCGACGCGCCUUUCAUGAAGCUGUUUAAGGCCUUUUGAUGCCCCAUCGUCCCACAAAAUGACCCAUCGUCAUGUAUUGCCUGUAGCUGUCAUUUAAUUGCACUCACUUCCUGAUUUCGAACUGGACCUGCUUAGUGCUUGAGCAGGCCGACACUACGUCUGUUCAAAAGGGCUAGUGAGUUGUCUUGGCGAUUUUUAAAUGGCAGUAACUUGCUCUUCGGAAACCCACAUUGCCACUCGCUACUGAUAUUCUUACAACUACUGAUGACUUAUAGGUACACAUGUCACCGAAAUCUAAGUAGAUCACUUCGAUUUUCAGUGAAUCUUUGGCCGCAAGGACACACUCGAUGAGUUAUACCCGUGUAAGGAAAUUUGUCGUCUACAGGAAAUCUGUAUCUUACCUGUGUGCUGAGUCUUCGUUCAUGUGGGAUUCUGAUAACGCCAGGCUCGACUUCUUUCUGCGGUUCCUUAGUCCGGCUCAUAGUGUCGGUGGCUUUACACCUUAUCCGUUUACCGGUUUGCUCAUGGUCGGCUCGUUCAUGUCGACCCUUCCGGCUAGUUUGCUAACGGCAACUUUGGGUUAGCCCGAAUCUAUUUAAGUGUGUUGAACGGCCUUCCGAACCCACCUGCGAUCGUGCUGCCAGUUCGAGAUCCACGCCUCAGGUUGGGGCUUUACGCAAAUUCAUUCCCUCGAACAUGAAUCACGGGCGCCCACAAACUAGUAAAUCGUCCAAUUAACUUAUUAGACUGGCACUGGCACAUUGUACACAUGCACUAGCUCUGUCGCGGGGUUUUAGGCGCAAUGCGCUCAAAAGCGCUGUCUGAUAUCGGCAACGUGUCCCUUAUCCGACAUAAAACCCAGUAGUUUGGUACAAAAUAAGACCCUCACAUUAGAGUAUGAUUAGGAAACAAUGGCGUGAGGGUCUGUUUUUUAAGGGGGUUGGGUGCUGCCCUCAGUGAAGUUAAUUCGACAUCCCUGACGACUGCUCAGAUAGCACGACGCGUCAUGCGACUGCUUGUGUCUGCGGUCUUUCCACACAUUACUCGGUGCUUUUUAAUAGCAAUAAUGUUUAAGCGGCUGACCAGGUUUGUGCUUUAAAAUGAUCCCUUUUCACGCUUACAGGAGUCGAGGAAGCAGUACGUGGUUACUGUCUCCCCACAACCCGAGGACGGAGUCUUGCUCGUCCACUUCUCCAAGGGCGCCUCUGCCAAACCUCUGAGCACAGAGAAGACUGACGAUGCCGCCGAGGGUCACAUGUCCGUCAUCCUUCGGAUCUUUUUCACGUCAGUUCGCGCUCUCCAGUUGGCAGGGAAGGCAAAACAACCACGGGAAGCCGAAGGUGAGUGUACCGGCUGGACAUGCCGUUCCCUGCCAACCAACUGGCCCGUAGGCGGGCAUAAUCUCUGCUGUACAUUUUGUACGCCUUAUCAUGUCAGAUUUGCACGACUCGGUAGCACCUUAGGUGUGCAUCAUUUUCAUUUGUUUGAGUUGACUGGCUUUUUGCGUAAAUAGUUCCUAACUGACUUCAAAAACGAAGGCCCGCGGUCGAUCCGCACUCGAGCAAACAAAAUGUCCUUUGGUAAGACUAUUAGAAUAUGUUUUGCUAUGACAGCGACAACGGCUACAGCUUUGCGUAAAAGCCGACCGAAUUCAGUUCAGCUUUAUUAGGGGACAAAUAGACGAACGCCUUUGAACUCCCAAUCGGUUACAGAUUGUCUAAGAAAAAGCAUCGAUAAGCGGAAAAUUGAGAAAGAGAUUUUUGACAUAAUUGCAUGCAAAAGUCGAGCAGCUGCUUGCUAGGAUAGAUAUGAACGUCCACUCACUUAUUGGAAGUAGUAUCAUACAUACAUAAGUUUGACGACUGUUUAUGUUGGUGCGUGUGUGCGGUAUAUGCUGUGCAAGUCUGCUACCACCAUAAACUGACUCACCCACAAGUCACCGUGCUUGCUUUCGCCUUGCCGUAGAGCGCACGGUGGGCAUCGUCGGUAAUGACAGUCGAAGUGUCGGUAAUUCGGAAACUUGCUACGCGUCUGAUUUGCACCUAAAUGAAUCAACGCAGGAGGAGCAUACAUAAUCGGUGGGCAGGGAAUUCCACGCUGCAACCACUCUGUGACUGAAGAAAAACUUACGUCCAUUGGUUCUUGCUUUGCCUGCGCGCAGUUUUAGGGAAUGACCGCGCAAAGUGAGCGUGGUAGUCCGAGUGAGAAAAUCAUUGGGGACAGAGCAAAAGUCCAGACCAUUCAUAAUCGGGAAGGUUAAUGUGAGAUAACCGCGUGGCUGCCUGUAGGAAAGGGGAGAUAGGUUGAGAUCUGCCGGUCUGUUCUCAUAAAGCAAUGUUCCGACACCUUUGGUCACUUUUGUCGCCCUUACUUGAUUUGCCAACUACGGUCAGCAAAUGCGUGCACCAGACACAUACUUGUAAGCUUCGGGUGGAUAAAACCGUUCUGCUUGCUUGUGGUGCCUUGCACCGAUACUAGCUUUAAUACUGCAUUCUCGUCGGACUAGCAGAUGACAUUUCUAGGUUGUAAAUUUAGAAUGAAUGCUCUCGCUGCCUGGUUGUUUCGUCACAUAAAUGGAAACAAUUACAACUAUGAAUCAUGUACGCCCUCGAAUGCAUUCUUAAGUCGUCUCAUUCGCAAGUGUUUUCACGAUCUUGGCAGUUUAUUCUCUUCACACAGACAUAAUUAACGACGUAACAUUUACACGUCUCUCCACCUCCUCUUUAUUAUUGCCAUCGCAGGGGACUUUGAUGAAAAUGAGGAUGGUGCCGGUGAUCAGGAGGAUGUUCAGAGGAAAGAAGAGGACGAGGACGAACACCUCGGUGAAGCGCUACCAUGCAGCAGCAGCAGUAGCGGCAACAGCAACUGCCUGCCCAAAAAGCUCUGCAUUGAUGCGCUUACCGAAGUGCGGCGUGCCGUCUGGCUUCAGGUACACCCCAUCCCUGCAUUCCCGUCUCCACUCCAUCCCAUUCACACGCACACAGCACUCAGCAGAUGCACAGAGGGAUGUGAGGUGUGUGUGCCUCUUCUCACCCUCCGUCCAAUCUGUGCUUCUGUGCGUGUGUGCAGUGCGGUGUCUUCGAGACAGUGGUUGAAUUCGUCACUUGCAACGCUCGAGCCUGUGUGUCUGUGUACGCGUGCCCACCAGCCCGACGUCUUACAAAAACGACAACAGUUUGGUGCGCUUCUGGCCUCCCCUCGCCUACUCGUUUUUGUAAGACGCGCGCGUGCUGAAGGCCGGACAAUGAGAACUCACCGCCGCUUCCGCUCUCUGCAUUGAGGAGGAUCUCGGCAAUACCGUCUUUUGUUGUUCUUGUCACCACUUUAUGUUACUGUAUUAUACACUUUCUUCUCCGAGCUAGUCGGAUCAAAAUGAGCAUAUUAAUCUCUGCCAGCGCUGCAGGAACUCAGCAAUUUCAAGCUCUAAUUCCGUGACUCGACGAAAUUUACCAUACAUGUAGUACAGACCCACUUGGUUGGUCUUUCAGCUGGGGUGUUAUCGUGUUGUUGCGUUUUAAGCAAGUGAUAUUUUCGCGCAGAAGGAAAGAGGUCAUUUAAAACCCUCUUAACUUCGACCAAACUAAUGUGAAACCAUGUGCGAUUAUCAGUAUACUAAUAUCUCUAAGACAGCUUCUAGUUAGAGUAUUUCGGUCGCUUUUUCUUUAGUUUCAACCUCUCCUGUACUCAUAGUGGUGACCCAUGGCCACUCACGCCUGGCAGAUUUACAAAGUUUGCGACAGGACAGGAAUUCAAGGUGCAUUUUGGGGUUUUUGUGAUGCUCGGUGGGCACUGUCUCAUGUAACGCGAAACACGGAAGUAUUUUUGGUUUCCCUCAACAGUUGAAAUUGAUUCCCACUUUGUUGCCUCCUGUUAUAUCAACUGAAAAAAGUUGUAGCCACUCAAUACAUACACGCUGCAGGGCACGUAGCCCCCGCCCUGCGAAGGGAGGCAAAUUCAUGAAGCUGCGUAGUCCCAACAGCUUUGCUUUCGAGCCCAUAUUCCGGAUCAGCCGGUCGCGAACCACCUAACCGCAGGAUAAACAGUCUUAGAACUAAACAAUUCUACCAUCUAUAAAAAUAAUAUGCCCCUCGCAAUACCACAUUCUAUUUCUUCAAUCGUCUCUUCCCACUAGGCUGUACUUUCCAAUCACCCCGUGGCAUGCGUCCUGGUGAACGUAGUGCGAGUAGUUCGCAAUCUCAUGCUCAACGGAAUUCCGGACAAGUGGGGUCAGCUGUCGGAAUACGUGAGUCUCGACUUUUUUCCUGUUCGUUCUCUGCCCACGCUACAGGCUGUUGUGUGUGUGUAAUGCCGUACGUUGAAUGAUUGAAAACUGGUUAGAUGUGCACUGCGUCAACAUACUUUGCGGAGUUUUUAGUGACAAACGGGCUGGUCUUAAUUACUUGUAAGGGAGAGAUAGCAUCCCAGCGUUGUAUUUUGUCUGCACUUGUUGUUGCAGGCGAGCACACCAUAUAGAGCCCAUAACAUUGUACAGUGGAUGAGGACCAUGUUGUGCAUUUCACGAAGAGCAGUGGUAAACGAACAGGUACAAUGCUGUAUGGAUGGAUAUUGCACGGUCUUAAAAAUCUCAUAGUUAGAAACUUUUUUAAAACCUGAUUAUAGUCCGUCUUCCAGCAUAAAAUAUGAACAUGACUCAAAUCUCCGUCAAACGGCUGCAAAAAAGCAUAUUUUCGUUCGUGCAUUCUGUAAAGUAUAUUUGAGUUUGUAAAACCAUCGGAAACCAAUGGUAAAAAUGCAUGCUACUUAUGUAAUCAUUUUGUGCCGAGUACGGUUUCUACAAGAGACUGAAAAGCAGUGCAUUCAAAAACUAACAUCCUACCGAGUCCGAAAUAUUAUGGGAUUAUGCCGCAAGAUAAUCAAUAUUACAACCGCGCCUAGGCAAUCCUUCCUAAUCGAAAACGCAUUUCAGAAUUUUGGCCAACAUUUCAUGAGAUCGGUCAGGCACUGUAAGUCCUAACCACUCAGCGGAUGUCGUCACCUAUUUGCGUGUUAACAUUUUAGUCUCUGGAAUACUUUCGGGGUGUGGGGAGGCUGGUGCACAUAUGGGAGAUGAAUGACGGCGUUCUAGGGCAUUCUAAUCAGAACUGCAGACCUACCUAGCUGCUGGUCUGUAAAGUGGAAAGCAUGGGUAGCCUCUCCGCGCCACCAACUUGUAUCCGACCAACCGUAUAUCCAGCCUUCGUACGCUUUGACUCCCGCACUUGCAACGAUGAUGAAGGCAUAAAAUCUGGUAGAGAAGAUCUGACUUAUCGCUAACAUUAAUGUCGUAUUGAGGGUAUUUGACGGUACGGUGUCAAGAAGAAGACCGGAGGCUGGGGAGGGCGCAGGUGGAUGGCACAGCCGAGCCCGCACCUUGGCGCUCCACUCUACACCACCUGGACUGAAACUAUUUGUAACCAUCCGACCCCUUUAUUUAAUGGCACCACAUUAAAGCCGUCACACUCCAAGGACAAACCGCCUAGUAACAUUUACAAUUUCGAGAGAGUUAGUCGAGAAAACCAGGGGACUUUGCCAAUAAUUACUUUAGACGGUGAGAUUGGUAGUUUUGAUGACUGCAGUGUUCUGUCUUAUUCCAAAUUCUCGAGUAUUACCGUUAGAAGAACGUGGACCGAAUAUCCACUGUGAUCAUUUGAUCUCUGGUUCCCAUGAUCUGCCUGUACACAGUUGUCUCAGAUCGAUCACGAUGACCGGAAGACUAAACAUCGCUUUGUCUCGGUACCCGGAAGUCCCACGUACUUUCUGAAAUUAAUAUUUGCUUCUAUGGGAACUGGAAUAACUAAAAUAACUGGAAGAUGGGCUCAAGGUCCUCACGGUCCAUAGCCAUGGUCGGCGAAUCAUCACCCUUCAGUUAUCAACUUUAGCCGCCUCUCUUGCCCUUGAAUGUCAUGAUGGAUUGCGACUCAAGAUAUCGUGACCAGCCAUCAAUCUCCAACCUGUGUCUAUUUUGCAGACGCUGACAAUUUUACUCGAGCGGCUCUCCUGCCUGGACAUGGGCCCCACCCAGCCGGGCUCAUCUGCUGCACCUUUAAAUGUCCGAGUACAGCCGCCUCUGUUGUUGCGACGCCUGCUUGAAGCCUUCGCUUCUGGGAUUCUGUUACCGGGCUUCCAGCUGUACAGCCUGAUGGACCCCAGCUGCAGCUCUCCACCGCAGUAUCUAUUUCAUCUGCCGCCAGAGGCUCGCCGUGCGCUGCCUGAGGUGGAUCUUCUGGCUGAUCUAUCCCUGGCGGACAGAGAGCUGAUCACUCACACUGCCCAACUCAGUCUCAGACUUCUAUCUUUCAGGCAGAUUUACAAGGUGCGUGCUAGUGCCUUUGCUUGUAGCUGUACUUCCUCUUGUGUAGGGGGACCACUCGUUUACCAGUCCUUUCGAGAUAAUUUUAACCAAUCUCCUUGGUUUUUCGAUUAACCUUCACCGGUAGCCUCUCUUAGAUCUAUUGGCCGGAGGUUAAAAAUCAACUGACUGAUUUCUGCAUGUUUGCUUUUGUAUAUGUCAUCUGGUGAACUGUCAUCACCAGCCUUUUCAUUGUUUGAUCUCUCAUCCAUUGUACGAAAAAUGACACAAAAUAGGGCAACAUUAAGGCCAUGAUCUUGCAGUAUUUGGUCAGUUUGUAGGCCGAUAAAUGGGCUACGGUCACCCCUAAGGUGGCCAACGACCACAAAGUUGCCGGACCGCGGUAUCGUUCAGCCGCAUCACGGGUUUCUCCAUCACUCUGACGCUAAUAUGUGCCUGCACACCUAGCAUUCACGUUACUCUGCCAUACAUUCAGUGUUUUCCAGACUUGUUUGAAUCCUGUAUAGCAGGAUUCUUCUUUCCUGUCAUAAGUCCACACACCAAAUAGUCGGACAGUGGAAUACGCGCAUCAGCACAUUUACAGCUUUGCGACUGAAAAUGUGCUAAUAUGUAAACCUGAAGUGCUUCUUCAGCAGGCUGGGGCUGGCACUCAAUGCUACUAAACGGGUUCUGCUGGUCAGUCUAGUUAUCAAUUUCCUCGGUCCUCAACGGUAGAAGCCAUACCUUGCCCGAAGAUUCUUAAUCUUUGUAAAGUCUGUCGGUUUUUGGAGUUGACGAAUCUCGUCGCAGUAAUCCAGUCUGACAAGCAUUCACACCUCAGAAUUGGCGAGGCCGGUGAGUAAAUUUUGUCUCACGUCAAUUGUAGUCUGACUGUAGGAGUUCCUCUAUCCCCGAAUUCGUUUUUGGCCACCCCUGCUGCAAAUCACAGAAAUUACGCUUCAUGUAUAGUUAUUUUUAAAAGAAAUAUAAAUCAACAGUAGAUGGAAAGCCUACUUAUCCCACGACAGCGAUUAACUAACCAAAUACCGGACUGAUUUCUUAACUGAAUGCCCGAUUAUGAAGAACUCGGCGAGUCUGAAUUUAGACCAGGACUGGUAGAGCUUUAGUAUCGGAUACGGAACUUCUACCGCGAGCAAUCUAAUUUUUCGGGUAAGUUAUCUCCCUCCAGCCUGCCGUGGCGUGUGCAAUCCACCAGUUCAUGUUUGAUUGGUCUGGUCGUUCAUCUGCCAAAACACUAGGACUCUUUUGUUUUUAAUAAACAUGAUGGGAACUUUCAGUUUCACCUAGAGUUCUGCAAUGAUACCCAUGCAAACACGGAAAAAGUCCGUUUUGACUUGCGUACGUUCUCGAUUAUUAGCCAUCAGGCCUGACCGAGGCAGCGGCCACACGAACUAGCUAACACAAUCCUGUGCCCGCUAUAGGGAUUCGUUCAAACCUCUAGUGUACCCUGGUCCAAGUUGAGCCCCACAUGUUCGCAUUUCCAUACUGUCACGUUACGUUACGGCGGCGAAGCACAAUCACAACUCACUGCACGCACCAACUCUCUUUUCAGGUGCUGGGAGUGGAGAAGUUUGUGCCACAACGUCAGAUCCGCGAUCAGGCGGAGAAACGAAGGGCAAGCGCUGCCGCGGAGACCGACGUCUCCGUGUCCAAGGUCCCGAAAGUUGAGGAGGGCGUUCAAGAAGAGGCUCCAAAACCGCCACAUGAAGGAGGUGAAGAGGAAGAGUUCUCGGAUGAUGGUGACGAGGCGUGA